Exserohilum turcica Et28A is the source of this 1895-nucleotide messenger RNA. RefSeq names its product glycoside hydrolase family 13 protein. The coding region runs from base 263 to 1795 and encodes 510 amino acids. Gene Ontology annotation, molecular function: calcium ion binding; hydrolase activity, hydrolyzing O-glycosyl compounds. Lineage: Eukaryota; Fungi; Ascomycota; Dothideomycetes; Pleosporales; Pleosporaceae. The transcript has 2 exons. Gene Ontology annotation, biological process: carbohydrate metabolic process. The record is from RefSeq and is a predicted model, not a curated record.
UGAGGCAAUGGAUAGACAAACCUGCUCAGCUACAAGCUCAGACAGGGUCUCGACGCGCUAGGUGCCGUGGGUAGAAGUACAAAAGGCGCGAGUACAGAGCAUUGCUGGCUCGAGUAUCUUGGUGGACUUGAGACGCGCCGGCAGAUACUAGCCCUACCAGCCCUACCCCGUCUGCCCAGAUUACUGCAUCGCCCCUCCACCAUUCCAACUCAAAAAUCUCGCAGCACAUUCCCGGUCCAGCCAAGCAGGCACAUCCCUGACGAUGACUUCUGAAGAACAAAAGGCCACGCCCGAGAACAAUACCCUGUUUCAGGGCUUUGAAUGGAACGUGCCAGAUGACCACAAGCACUGGAAGCGCCUCGCUGAGCAAAUCCCCAAACUUAAAGCAAUUGGUAUCGACAACAUCUGGCUGCCCCCUGGCUGCAAGGCGGCGAACCCCAAGGGUGUUGGUUACGACAUCUACGACCUGUACGAUCUGGGCGAGUUUGAUCAGAAGGGUGCAACAGGCACAAAGUGGGGGACAAAAGAGGAGCUGGUCGAGCUCACCAAAGUCGCCAAGGAGCACAGCAUUGGCCUGUAUUGGGACGCGGUGCUCAAUCACAAGGCGGGCGCAGACAGGACAGAAAAAUGCCGCGUUGUUGAAGUUGACGCAAACGAUCGCACCAAGGAGGUAUCUGAUGCCUAUGAAAUCGAAGGAUGGCUGGGAUUCGACUUUCCCGGCCGUGGCGAGCAGUACUCGCAAAUGAAGUACCACUGGGAGCACUUUUCCGGGACCGACUACAACCAAGCCAACGAGAAGAAGGCCAUCUACAAGAUAUUGGGCGACAACAAAGGCUGGUCGAAGCACGUCGACGACGAACAGGGCAAUGCGGAUUAUAUGAUGUUUGCAGAUAUCGACUACUCGCACCCAGAGGUGCAGGAGGACGUCAAGAAGUGGGGGGUGUGGAUAACCAAGGAGCUUGGGCUCAAGGGCUUCCGGCUUGAUGCGGUGCAGCACUUCAGUUCGAGGUUUACCAGCGAGUGGAUCAAGAAUCUCCGCGAGCAAUGCGGAGAUGUGUUUAUCGUGGGCGAGUUCUGGUCGGGGGAUGUGAAGGAGAUGAGCGACUGGCUCGACGAGAUGAACCGCGAAUUCGCCCUGUACGACUCGCCUCUGCUAAACAAGUUUGGGUCGCUGUCGACGACCGAGUCGGCGGACUUGCGAACAGUGUUUGACGACACGCUGGUGCAGCUGCGGCCCGUCGACGCGGUAACAGUGGUGACGAACCACGACACGCAGCCCGGGCAGGUCAUGGAGACCAAGAUCGAAGAGUUUUUCAAGCCGCUGGCCUAUGCGCUGAUCCUGCUGCGGCAGGAGGGAUACCCAUGUCCGUUCUAUGGCGACCUGUACGGCCUCUCGGAGCCACACGAGACGCCAGCGUCGUGCGGCGGCAAGCUAGGCGAUCUCAUCCUGGCGCGCAAGCUGUUUGCCUACGGAGCGCAGGAGGAUUACUUCAACGAGGCCAAUUGCAUUGGGUUUGUGCGGCGGGGGACGUGGGACAAGGUGGCGGGACUUGCAUGCGUCAUGAGCAACGCAGGGCCCGGGCAGAUCAGGAUGGCGGUGGGCGAGAUGCACGCGGGCGAGAAAUGGAGCGACGUGCUGGGGUGGGAGCAGGGCGAGGUGGAGAUUGACCGCGAGGGCUACGGGCUGUUCAAGUGCCCGGGCACGAGCGUUGCGGUGUGGGUGCGAAGUGAUGCUGAGGGACGCGAGCGAUUCCCCACCAAGUUCGAUGCCGACGUUUAUCACAAGGGGGCGUGAUAAUAUGUAUAAGCAGCUGGCACGGCGUCAGCGUCUUGGGCAGUGUACAUUAGUACUACACAUAGAUAUAGGUAAGCAAGGCAAUGGCAGCAGCAGCAGG